Molecule: messenger RNA, 4879 nt
Organism: Labeo rohita (rohu)
Lineage: Eukaryota; Metazoa; Chordata; Actinopteri; Cypriniformes; Cyprinidae
Gene: txlng
Product: taxilin gamma
Exons: 9
Coding region: 222-1592 (456 amino acids)
Biological process (GO): regulation of cell cycle
Molecular function (GO): syntaxin binding
Source: RefSeq, a predicted model, not a curated record
AAUAUACCAUCAUUAACAUGUCUAACGCCACGAAAGACUCGCUGUACACCAACGAAGGGAACCUGUCGCCAUAAAUGCGUGUUAUUUACGAAGGAAGUAGCUUUAGCCCGCUAACCAACUUACGAGAGCACUUUCAACUCACGUUAUCCAAAUAUCAAGGCUAAACAUUGUGAUCUACAACCGCGACGUGUUUUAUUUCAAACGAGACGCGCACUGAAGUCAUGGAGGAAAUCAUUGGGGUCUGUGGUCUGGAAGCCAGAGGACUCGUUGAAGGGAGCAGUUCACCUCCGGAUGUGGAAACGCCAUCCCAGGAUAACGUGGAGGAUUUCACUGGGUUGGUGAGCAGUGAGGAGGAAAGAGGCGAGACGCCCGGAAGAGAGGAUAGUAACCCCGAUCCCCUCGAUGGGGAGCUGGACCCUAAAACCAAGGACCAGAAAGCGUUUGGUAAAGAGGUUUUGUUGCUGAUGCAGGCGCUUCAUACCUUAGCCACCCCAGAAGAAAAACUCGCUGCCCUUUGUAAGAAAUAUGCAGACCUGCUGGAGGAGAGUCGCAGCAUGCAGAAGCAGGUGAAGGUGUUGCAAAAGAAGCAGAACCAGGUGCUGAAAGAGAAGAUCCACCUGCAGAGCGAGCACAGCAAGGCCGUCCUGGCACGCAGCAAACUGGAGAGUCUUUGCAGGGAACUUCAGCGCCAUAACAAGACCCUGAAGGAGGAGAACGCUCUGAGGUUCAGGGAGUAUGAGGACCGGCGCAAGGAGGCGACGCUGCACUUCCAGAUGACACUCAACGAGAUUGAGGCUCAGAUGGAGCAGCACAACUCACACAACAGCAAGCUGCGGCAGGAGAACAUGGAGCUGGCCGAGAAGCUCAAAAAGCUCAUCGAGCAGUACGAGCUGCGGGAGGAGCACAUCGACAAGGUGUUCAAACACAAGGAACUGCAACAGCAGCUGGUGGAUGCAAAACUCCAGAGGACGGCAGAGCUGAUGCGAGAGGUGGAGGAGAAACAGCAAAGAGAAAGAGAGUUUCUUCUUAAGGAUGCGACUGAGUCCAGACAUAAAUGUGAGCUGAUGAAGGAGCAGGAGCAUCAGUUAAAGCAGCAGCUCACUCUGUAUAUGGACAAGUUUGAGGAGUUUCAGACCACCCUCGCCAAGAGCAACGAGGUCUUCACCACCUUCCGACAAGAGAUGGAGAAAAUGACAAAGAAGAUCAAGAAGCUUGAGAAGGAGACCACGCUUUGGAGAACCAAAUGGGAGACCAAUAACCAGACUCUACUGCAGAUGGCCGAAGAGAAAACGGUGCGAGACAAGAAUUACAAAGCCCUCCAAGGGAAACUGGAGCGUCUGGAGAAGCUUUGCAGGGCCCUGCAGAGAGAACGCAACGACCUGAACCAGAAACUCCAGGACCUUCAGGGCCCAGCGAAAGAUCCUGAGGAAGAAGGUACGGGGCCUCCUGACCCUCAGCCGCAGGGGCUCAACCCAGAGAUGGAGAGAGAAGUAGAGGGAGAGAUGGAGGGUUUGGUGCCUGAAACAGAGAAACUCGGGCUUCAGCCUGAGGAAGCGGGCACCACAUCAUCCAGACAACUCAUUGACGACUGAGCCUGGCCUUCUAGUGGCCUUUCUUUUUUUUUUUUUCUUUUUUUUUGUGGAGGUAUAUAUUUUUGUCUAACAAUUAUCAGAAAAAAUUGUGAGGAAAAAGCAGGACAUUAGUGAAGACGCUAACUGCUCUAUACGUUGGUAAUCCGCUUUGUGGAAAGCACUUUUUACUCCCUGUUUUCUAUCACAUUGUAUUUUCGUAGGAAAUGGUCAUGUGGUCCGAAACGGGCCACCAUGCAGCUUUGUUUCGUAUGUUUUCCCCCCAUUCUCUGCUCAGCUGAGCUGUGCUUGCAAGGUUUUGUUUCUCUUUAAUAAAAUGUAGCUCUUCGCUCUGACCUCUAAAAUCUGAAUAAAUCAUUUUGGAUGCAUAUGAUGUUUAAUACUGCUAUUUUAAAUUAACCGUUAAUAGUCAGCAAGCCAGUCCAGCUAACCUUGAUAACCUUGAGACAGGGCAUUUAUAACAGAGGAGAUGCAUUAAUACACUCAACUACUCAUUGGCACUUUGAGUCUGAGCCAAGCCGGACUUCUGUUGCUUUGAUUAAAAAGGACUUUAAAUGUCUUGGAAAUAAGAAAACAGUCAAGACUCUCCUUGCUGCCUGUGACUGGUUUUUAAAAUGGGGAUCUGAUUAAGGGCUAGUUUGACUUUAAAAAGGCUGCUACAUCUCCAUCAAUGAUGUGAAAUACUAAGACAGGGUCAAACAGUCUCACUCCGCUGAAGUUUAAAGGCACUUCCAAAACAAAGAUUCACAUAUAAUGUGCUCACCCUAUUGUGAUCCAAGAUGUUUGUGUCUUUCUUCGUUCAGUCGUAAAGAAAAAGUUUUUUGAGGAAAACAUUUCAGCAUUUUUCUUCCUAUAAUGGACUGAUAUGGUGCCCCGAUUUUGAACUUCCAAAAUGCAGUUUAAAUGCGGCUUCAAACGAUCCCAAAUGCGGUUGUAAAUGAUCCCAGCCAAGGAAGAAACGAUUGGUUAUUUUCUUUUUAAAAAUACAGUUUAAAUCCUUCUUUUUUUUUUGUUGUUGUUUUUUUUCUGAAACACUCGUCUUGCCUUGCUCUCGUUGAACUCUGUGUAUUCUGGCUCAAGACAGUUAGGGAAUGUGGAAAAACUCCAAUCGUAUUUUCUCCCUCAACUUCAAAAAUCAUUUCAAAGUCAUCGUACAUCACUGCAGAAGUACCGACCCAGUCUUUGGAAAGUGAACAUGCAAAGAAGAUCAAACACCUUAACCUAAAAUGUAAAACGGCAAUAUAGGGCGAUUUUGAAGUUGAGGAAGAACAUGAGAUGGGAGUUUUUCGACAUACCCUAACUGUCAUAAACUGGGAAAAAACAGUCCAGGCAGAGUAAGACAAGAUGAGCCUUUGACAUUAAGAAGUACAUAAAUUGUAUUAUUUUUAUGAAAAUAAUCAAUCGUUUCACUAGAUUAGACCCUUCUUUCUUGGCUGGGAUCGUUUACAAAACUGCAUUUUGGAAGAUCAACUCGGGGCACCUUACCAGUCCAUUAUAUGAAGAAAAAUGCCGAAAUGUUUUCCUCCAAAAACAUAAUUUCUUUACGACUGAAGAAAGACAUGAACAUCUUGGAUGACAAGGGGGUGAGUACAUUGUAUGUGAAUCUUCGUUUUGGACGUGAACUUCUCUUUUAACAACUUUCUACAGGAGGGACUUUUUUGUUGCAUGACAGAUGAAGAGAAAGCAUUCUUACCAGCAGAAAAAACUCACAUUCAUGCAUUUAUUUCAUUAAAAUUAAUUAAUUUAAUUUAGGAAACAGGGUAGUUGUUGUUGUUGGCCCAGGGUUUCAAAACCACCACAAGCCAGUCAACCAUUGGAUUAGGUGACUGAACCUGAUCAAACUGUAAAAUCAAGCUACUUUUUUACCAAAAUCAUAUAAUUCACUGUCAUUAAUUAAGAAAACCUCUUUGCUGAAUUUCUUUUUUGCUAAUUUACUAAAACUUUCCUUAAUAUUUGACAUGAAAGGGUCAUAUUAGGUGAGAAUCUCCUUCGUUUGAUUUGUUUUAUUAUCCUGAUGCUGCUGUUAAUUAGUCAGAUGACAGCUAUUGGUUUAAUUGAGUUUGUGUGUAAUUGCGUAAGUUACUCACCCAAACCUAUAAUUUACUCCAAACCUGUAUGUGGAGCACAAAAGAAAAUAUCGCCAAGAUUAUUUCUACUGUUAUAUAAAAGCUAGUGUGGUUAAAAACCACAUUGGACCCCACUGGUUUUCAUAGUCAUAUUUUAAAAAAAUACCGUAUUUUAUGUCAUACAGGUUUGGAGCAACAUGACAAUUUUUGGCGUUAUUUUCACUCUUUAACUGGACGUAACUGACUAAAAAUUCUGUCAUUUAAAAAGGGGCCUUGACGUAUUUAAUACUGGAUAUGCUGAAUGUGAUUUCUCUCCUUUUUUUUGGACUUUAUGAACAAGAAUAAAAAUGUUUGUAAUUCAAUGCUAACAUGUUCUGAAGAGCUGCAAACAUUGUUGAUACUGCUAAUGUGAAACUAUGUCGAGAACUAAACUGAUGAAUGUAGAAGUUGCCAAUUCCAUGUCUAAACAAACGAUCUGGUUAUGAUCACGCUGUGGACACAGGGUCUAGAAACACUUGCCUCCUCAGGUCCAUUACAACAUCUGGCUCUGUUCAUGUCCUGAUCUGAACCUCUGACGCGGGCCAGUACAUUCCUCAACGCUAAACACAUCCAGCGUUUUCAUUCAACGUGCACUGAACAUGAUCAUCUAUUUCUAAUAAGACAAAUCACAAAUCAUGUAAUGGAUGGAUGGCAAAGUGACAUAAGUGUAGAAGGACAAGCCUGUGCUGUUCAGUAGAAAACACGGGCUGAAUGUGUUUCAAUUUGCCAAACUGUAAAGCUCAACAGAAUGGAAAGGUAGAUCUUCACCAGCUUCUCUUUUUUGCUUCCCUAAAAAAACAAAAAACUGAUUUUGGAUAACAAUUUUGACUUUUAUUACAUCUCAGCACUUGAUUUGCAUUUCACCUCACUGUCAAAUAUUUUGUCUCCAGAAGCUUUUAUUUUGACAAACACAUCUGUAAUUGGGGUCAUGUUCAUUCUAAAUUUGUGGAGUUGUUGGUACUGUCGUUUGUAUCACUACUGCUUUUUUUUCUUUUCUUUUCGGUCAAUGCCCCGGUUUGAUUCUCAGGUUAUGCAAGAAAUCUACCUCUUUAGGUAAGACGUACUGUGAAAGAUGCUCAAUAGAGCUUUUCUUUCUCCCCCAGCUCAGCCCAUGACCCCUCUGAGAUUGUACAACGCUCUUGUAGUUCUGUCUUGCUUUUCAAUAAAACAUUUUGUAGAAUUUUC